Molecule: messenger RNA, 1615 nt
Organism: Melanotaenia boesemani (Boeseman's rainbowfish)
Lineage: Eukaryota; Metazoa; Chordata; Actinopteri; Atheriniformes; Melanotaeniidae
Gene: eif2s1b
Product: eukaryotic translation initiation factor 2, subunit 1 alpha b
Exons: 8
Coding region: 154-1101 (315 amino acids)
Cellular component (GO): multi-eIF complex; eukaryotic 48S preinitiation complex; eukaryotic translation initiation factor 2B complex
Molecular function (GO): RNA binding; translation initiation factor activity; ribosome binding
Source: RefSeq, a predicted model, not a curated record
UUUCCGGGUCGAAAUAUUAGCACACCCAUGAAUGUGAGCUAGCGGGCCCUAAUUCUUCAUUAGAAAGAAGCUGAAAGAAAAUAUAGUCGGACAUUUAAACGCGUCCAGGACAGAACAUUCCAGUAUAUCGUUCUGUAACCCCAUGACACAGCGAUGCCGGGGCUCAGCUGUAGAUUUUACCAGCACCGGUUCCCAGAGGUGGAGGAUGUUGUGAUGGUGAACGUGAGGUCCAUCGCUGAAAUGGGCGCCUAUGUCAGCCUCUUGGAGUACAACAACAUUGAGGGCAUGAUCCUCUUGAGCGAGUUGUCGCGUCGGCGUAUUCGCUCCAUCAACAAGCUCAUCCGCAUAGGCCGCAACGAGUGUGUGGUCGUCAUCCGAGUAGACAAAGAGAAGGGAUACAUCGAUUUAUCAAAAAGAAGAGUUUCCCCAGAGGAAGCCAUCAAGUGUGAGGAUAAAUUCACCAAAUCUAAAACUGUGUACAGCAUCCUGCGACACGUGGCAGAGGUGCUGGAUUACAGUAAGGACGAGCAGCUAGAGAGCUUGUACCAGCGCACUGCCUGGGUCUUUGAUGAAAAAUACAAGCGGCCAGGAUACGGCGCUUAUGAUGUCUUCAAACAGGCUGUAUCAGAUCCUUCCAUCCUGGAUGGCCUGGAUUUAACAGAGGAGGAGAGGAGUGUGUUGAUUGAUAACAUCAAUAGGCGACUCACUCCACAGGCUGUCAAAAUCAGAGCAGACAUCGAAGUGGCGUGCUACGGGUAUGAAGGCAUUGAUGCCGUGAAAGAAGCUCUGAGGGCUGGACUCGGCUGCUCCACAGAGGCUAUGCCCAUUAAGAUCAACCUGAUCGCUCCCCCUCGCUAUGUGAUGACAACAACCACUCUGGAGCGCACAGAGGGGCUGUCUGUCCUAAACCAGGCCAUGGCUGCUAUCAAGGAAAAGAUCGAGGAGAAGAGAGGCGUCUUUAACAUCCAAAUGGAGCCCAAGGUGGUGACGGAUACGGAUGAGACUGAGCUGGCUCGGCAGCUGGAGAGGUUAGAGAGAGAGAAUGCUGAGGUGGACGGAGAUGAUGAUGCUGAGGAGAUGGAGGCCAAAGCAGAAGACUAGUCAGUCCUCAGUGGAAAGCUGGUGGGAGAAAAAUCAAAAAAAGAAACAUCGGAGGGGAAAAUGCGGACAGUCCAACUUUCACAUUACAAACAUUUACUGGCAUUUUACUAAUUGAUUGGCGAAUGUCCCGGGUUGUUGAUUAGCAAGUUUUGUCUCAGAAGGAAGCAUUAAAGUGUCUUCUUCCCCAGACAUGGACACAAGGAUGGUUCAAUUCCAAGUUAAGCAUCAGUAUAGUUUCUAUUUUAGUACACUGAUUUGAACAAAAAAAAAAACAGCUGAUUCAAGCAGUGGCCUUCACCUCUUGCUUAAGAGCGCAGUGUCUUCAGUAUCUGUGGCGCAUCCUCUUUGGCUGAUCACUGGAUGUGACUGAGAGGGAACUGCAUGGGCUCGUCUUAUCUCUACAAGCAGUCAGUGGUGACUUUGUGCCGAUUAUCUUCCAGUUACAGAGUGUUGUAAGACCAAGACCUGCUUUUGUUUAGCUCACAUGGCAUCAAUAAAGUUCUGGAAGUUUUGA